GUUUCAUCAUCUACAAACCAUUGGAAGCUUUUGUAAUAUUUGUUGCUUUUAACGCUAUCACGUCUUAAUUCAUUUGUGACCAGAAUACAUUUUCACUGCAUCCAUCUGAAGGAAAUUUCAAUCUUGUGCGAUUCUUAAAUUCAAAAACAUGAAGUGUCCAUCUCAUAUCAUAUUCAUUUUUGGUUCAUUUUGUCUUACGUUCUGUUUGGCUAUAUCAUUACCUGGUUUCCCUGACAUAAAAACAAUUGUAGACAAAACUGAGCAACGAGCGAGUAAAUUGAUUGAAAUUUCAAAAAUGUCUGUUGAGGCCAAAGCGAAAGCUCACCAAGCAAAGAGCUUGUUAUCUGGUCUUGCUCGGCAGUUGUUGCCUAAAAGAGUUGAAGGAGAGAAGCUGUUUUUACAGCGAAAUUGCAUCGCUCACAAAUUUUCAAGACAAUCUUUGAGCCAAUAUUAUAACAGUAUGGUGGAUCAUCCCUAUCAAUGUGAAACGCUUAGUAAUGGCACAGACACUUUCAGUCGUAUCAUUGGAUGUGAAACUGAGUCGAAGAAUUUCAUUUGUUACGGAAUCUCUAAGACUGAUCCAUUGCCUGAACCUGAUGAGGAUGGAAAUGCUUGUUAUGACGUUAAGAAUCCGUUGAUUCCUUCAAUCCUCAAUCUUCCAAAGUGCAAUUGUGAUUCCAUAUUUUAACUCGCAUAUUUCAUGUAAUCUCAUUUUCAGUCAUUUGCUUAUUUAUUUGUCUUUUUAUC
This is a messenger RNA of Tetranychus urticae (two-spotted spider mite), 747 nucleotides long. Lineage: Eukaryota; Metazoa; Arthropoda; Arachnida; Trombidiformes; Tetranychidae. The record is from RefSeq and is a predicted model, not a curated record.